GGUUUGUCUAUUUGUUCUUGCUUCAAGCUACCAUUAGUUGUCUAUUUGUUCUUGCUUCAAGCUACCAGUAGUGUAAUACAAUCUGAACAUUGAAUCAUGUAGUAGUGGAAGGCAUAGGCUUGUCUUCGGGUGUGGAUGUAGAAGACGAAUCUGUGUUUGAUUGGGCUUCUAUGGUUCUCGGUGGUUUGUGGGAGGAGGAAGGGAGACGUGAUGUUCCUAGUGAGACGCAAAUGUAUUCGCAACUUGGACUAAUUGAAGAGGACGAGGCAGAGGAAAAUAGAAGGGAUGAAGCCUUACGAGGUGGUACAACUAAUUUUGAUGAAUCGGACCAUGUUGAUUCAGGAGACCAAAAUACAGACCAACCAUGUGAGGACUACCUACCGGACGAGAAGAGAGCUAAGUAUGAUAAAAUUAAUCCCUCAAUGCAGCCAGGCAGUUUGUUUUCGAACAUGAAGGAAUUUAGAAUUGCUAUGAGACAGUAUGCCAUAAAGCAUGAGUUUGAGCUUGGAAUCGAUGUGACUUCGACUACUCGAUAUGUUGGCUAUUGCAAAGGUGGUGAUUGUCCUUGGAGGAUUUAUGCACGGGAGGAAAAGAAAGGAUUGCCUACCAUCGUGGUUGCUGUCUUGCAUGACGUUCAUACUUGCACAUCUAGUGGCAAGAGGAAGACGACAACACCAAGUAGUGGAUGGGUAGCAUUUCACGCUAUUCCACUACUAAUGAAGAAACCCCAAAUGGGUGCUAAGGAGUUGCAAGAUUUAUUGCAGGUUCUUCAGGCUGUUUUUUUGCAGGUUCUGGUACCAGUUCUCGUUUUAUUGCGAGAACCGAAGGAAAUAAAACAUGGUUCCCAGAACUAGCAACAAUCUGUGCUUCUCAGAACCGAAGGCUGUUUUCUGGGAACAAAAUGGGAACAAUCGUUUUCUGGGAACCGAAUGCUGUUUUCUGGGAACCAUCUACCAACAAUCUGAGUAUUUACAACCGAAGGCUAUUUUCUGGGAACCAUGUUUUCUGGGAACCGAAUGCUGUUUUCAGGCUAUACCGAAGGCUGUUUUCUGGGAACUAAUCUGAAUUUUGUUCCUAGACAAAUGGUUCCCAGUUUCAAUAGAGUUUUGUUCCCAGUUUUAAGACAAAUGGUUUCCCAAAACUGAUCUGAAUUUUCUAGGAACCGAAGGAGACAAAUGGUUCCCAGUUUUGUUCCCAGAAUACAGUUCCCAGAAAAUGGAACCGAAGGAGACAAACGGAACCGAAGGAGACAAACUGAUCUGCGCAGU
Molecule: messenger RNA, 1268 nt
Organism: Zea mays
Lineage: Eukaryota; Viridiplantae; Streptophyta; Magnoliopsida; Poales; Poaceae
Exons: 2
Coding region: 171-854 (227 amino acids)
Source: RefSeq, a predicted model, not a curated record